GAGAGAUAUCUGUAUAAUCCUGUGUUGGCAGCACCAAAUUAUUUAUGAAUCCAUAUUGAGGCGUGAUUAUAAAUAGGCUAGGGGUAUUACUAGUUGAUCACACAGCAAUACAUAUGAGCAAUUCAUCGAAAGCGGAGAAGAUGAGGUGGGUGGUACUGGUGGUUAUGGCCCUCGCCCUGCUAGUUGGGCGAGCGAUGGCGGCGAUACGGUGCGGCGAGGCCGUAUCGAAGGUGCUGCCGUGCCAAGGUUUCCUGGUGAGCGGGGUGACGGCGCCGAGCGCGGCGUGCUGCGGCGCGGUGCAGUCACUGGAGAAGAUGGAGAGGGCGUCGAGCGGCGAUCGGCAGGCGAUAUGCAAGUGCUUCAAGGGACUUUAUAGGGCUUUCCCUGUUAACAUCACUAAAGCUCAGCUAAUUCCUCAACUCUGCAAUGUUACCAUCGCCAUUGCUGUAACUCCCGAUAUUGACUGCGACAGGAUAUGAAGUGCAUGCAUGUUUUCGAGCUCUAAGAUCUUCUUCAAUUAAUAAAACCAAUAAAUGUUCGUCUGUGCGUACUUCAGAUUUUGUCCAUGACUCAAACAAAGUGUAGACUCAACUUGUGUUUA
This is a messenger RNA of Salvia miltiorrhiza (redroot sage), 601 nucleotides long. Its product is annotated as non-specific lipid-transfer protein 1-like. Bases 114 to 479 code for a protein of 121 amino acids. The transcript has 2 exons. Lineage: Eukaryota; Viridiplantae; Streptophyta; Magnoliopsida; Lamiales; Lamiaceae. The record is from RefSeq and is a predicted model, not a curated record. Gene Ontology annotation, molecular function: lipid binding. Gene Ontology annotation, biological process: lipid transport. Gene Ontology annotation, cellular component: membrane.